AUGGGAAUCGAUUCUUUAUUAAAAGCUCUUAAGUCUGUAACAAAGCCCAAACAUAUUUCUGAAUAUUAGAAUAAGAAAAUAGCUGUGGAUACAUAUUGUUGGUACUUUCAAUACUUAUAGUUUAGGUUACAUAAAGGAAUAUUUUUGUGCGCUUAAGAAUUAUCAGAUGGCAGAGAGACAAAUGAACAUAUUAAUUAUUGCUUAAAAAAAGUAGAGUUGCUCAAGAAAUAUAAUAUUACUGUUAUUAUGGUAUUUGAUGGAGCAAAAUUACCUAGUAAGAAGAUCACAGAAGGAGAGCGGGAAAAGUAAUAUAAAUUUAUAUUAUUAGAAAGAGAAAUGAAAACCUAUAAAAGCAUUUAGAAUAUAAAUAAUAAGGAGAAAAAGAUAAAGCCUAUUAAAAAUUGGUUGAAUCUAUAGAUGUUACUCCUUAAAUGGCAUCUAAAUUAUUGGAAGCAUUAAGAAUAAGGAAUAUUGAAUGUAUUGUAGCUCCAUAUGAAGCAGAUGCUCAAUUAGCAUAUUUAUCUUUAACUGAUUAUGUUGAUAUAAUAAUAACUGAAGAUUCUGAUCUUAUUGCUUAUGGAGCUAAAAAAGUACUUUACAAAUUAGACAAAUUUGGUUAUGGUGAAGAAAUUGAUUACAAUUCUAUUUAAUAAUGCACUGAAUAUAAUUUUUAGAAUUGGCAUCAUUAAAAAUUUCUUACUUUUUGUAUUUUAUCAGGUUGUGAUUAUUUAAGUUCAUUAAAUGGUAUAGGAAUAAAAAGAGCAUAUUAAAUAGUAGCAACUUCAUAAAAUUAUAGAUAAGCUAUUGAUAAUCUAUAGAGGAAAUAAAAGAUCAUAGUUCCUUUUGAUUAUGUUGAUUAGUUUGAGAAAGCAUAUCUAACCUUUCUAUUUUAGAGAGUAUUUUGUCCAGUUCAAAGAACAAUGGUAACUGUGAAUACAUUUGAUACUGAUCUAUUAUAUUCUCAGAUGAAAUCUCUUUUGGAAGGAAAUCUUGACUUUUUAGGAAAUGUUUACACAGAUACUUUGAUUCAAGAUAUAGCUGAUGGUAGAAUCUGUCCAUAAGAUUUAAAACCAUAUUAAUAAUCAUCUAAGAAUUUAAAAUAUUAAAGUAUGGAAAAUAAAUAACAAAUUGAAAAUAAUGAAUUGGAUAUACCAACAUAUGGAAAAGAUAAAAAUGUUUAAGUUUUCAAAUUUAUUAAGAAAUCUUAAUCAACAAAAAUAAAUCCAGAAGAGAUUAUUUAAAAAUCAGAUGAAUCAAAAAUUAUACACUAUUCCUAAGUAGUUAAUUCAAAAUAGACUUAAAUUAAUGAAUAGUCUUAAGUAAAUAACCUAUAAAACUAUGAGUAAAGUCAUAUAUUUUCUAGUUAAUUAGAGACACUUAAAUAAAAAUCCUUAUUCAAUACUAACAUUUUAGUCAAUUAAAAUAAAAAGAAGCAGUCUAAAAUUGUGAUAAAAAAUGAAUAAAAAAGAAUUAAUGAAUAUUUUCAAUCCUCUAUUAAACCAUCCAUAUCUCUUAUUGAGAAAUAAUAUUAAAUUUCUUAAGUAGUUAAUAUGGUUGAAGAAAAAUUCUAAAGAAUUGAAAAACAAGAUAAUUCAUAGGUGGAAGAAGAAUUUCAAUAAUAUAGUAUAUCUGAGGAAUUUUCUUAUAAUUUUCAGAAAAAAUUUUAUUAUACUGACUUUGGACUUUUCUUAAAUUAAGAACUUCAGUUUAAAUAAAUAUAGCUUUGA
Paramecium primaurelia is the source of this 1727-nucleotide messenger RNA. NCBI's taxonomy places the organism in Eukaryota, Ciliophora, Oligohymenophorea, Peniculida, Parameciidae. The record is from the annotation of a GenBank genome assembly.